UUUUACCUGCAAGUUGAACAUCACCUGCCGAGGCCAAGAGAGUAUCGUUCGUGAGUCCGACCGUCCACGGAAACAAGCUUUAGGAGCUUCGAACCUCCGCGUCUCCGCUUGGCGCACCACACCGGCCGUUUCAGAUUGUGUACAGCUCUUUGAAGGGGUAGAUGUACCGCAGCAGCACUCACAUAACGUUGCCUCUCUUGCGCGCGAUGGUUUGCGGUGCCACAAUAGCCUGAAAGCUCGCACCGGACUUUUUUCCAAUAAAGAUCGUCACGUUAAAGGAUGCGAUUCUGAGUGAUUGUGACAAGUGUUCAGUGAUCAGAUACGGCUCAUAUCAUGGCCCUAGUGAGGAAGUGCAGUUUUUUUAAUUGUUUCUUCAGAACGACUUCACCUAUGACUGUGGCAAUUUACGUAUAUCUAUUACUGACCUUAGCGCUCUUCGGCCAGCCGGCAUCCUCCAGGUCCUUCCACGUCCACUGGAACACCACCAAUAGCAUAUUUCGCAUCGACAAUACAGACCAUAUUAUAGACGUGAACAAAGGGAACGUCCAGUUCGAGUAUGACCAGGUCAACAUAAUAUGUCCAGUGUACAUGCCUGGGACCUACGACGAGGACGCAGAGAAAUACAUUAUCUACAAUGUCACCAAAGAAGAAUACGAGACGUGCAGAAUAACGAAUCCCGAUCCUAAAAUCAUCGCUAUCUGCGAUAAGCCCUAUAAGCUGAUGUACUUCACAAUUACGUUCAGGCCAUUCACGCCACAACCUGGUGGCCUGGAGUUCCAACCUGGCAAGGAUUACUAUUUUAUCUCCACCUCGUCAGCAGACGACCUUCACAGGAGAGUAGGAGGACGAUGUCUCACGCAUAACAUGAAGAUAGUUUUCAAAGUCUGUUGUGCUGAAAACCAGACAUCCACCACUUCUACCACGAGAUUCAUGAUGCCAUCGACUCCGUUCUCCUGGCCAACUAGGCCAACUCCUGGACCAACUACCACGACAACCACACCGUGGAAUCCUAGAACUGACCCCAUUCCUUCACGGAAACCACCGAAAAAAUCAAACGAGUAUGAUAAACAUCCAAAUGAAGUAGUCAAGAAUGAAGAACUAACUUACAACACUGGAGUAUGGCUGUCUGCAGCACCCUCUAGUAUUCUCGUCUUAGUUGCUUUGGUGGCAUGUCUAAAAUGGCGGUGAGCAAAACAAAGGGGUAUGUCCCCACGUACAACAGUCAGACACAUUGAUACAUACUUGUAAAAAUUUUGUAAAUUGAGAGAAAAACGCGUGCGCAGAUGUAGCGACUUGUGGUCAGGUGUCCUGUCCUGGUGAGUGUUCCAAACGUUGGUUGGUGGUGUUCCGAGAUAUUGUCCGACAGAAAAAAACAACCUAAGUGUAUAUAAUUUAUUCAAAUUAGAGAAGACUUAUUUAUUCAAGUGGAUAUUCCAAAAUGAACUUAUUUUGUGAGAGAAUUUGUGAUAAAUGUUUUAAAAGACUACAACACUGGAGUGCUCCGACCUUUCAUAACCGAUUGCACAUUAUUCGAAAAUUUUUUCUGCGAAUACGAAAUUUGAUGCAUACUUUCGACAGCUGUUUUCAUGUACCAUGAGGAACUUUUUUUCUUAUUCGAUUCAGAACGUGCAAUUGCUUCAAGGAGCCUCGAAGACGAAUAAUGUGGAAUCUGGUAAAAUAUUUUUUAAUGUUUGUAUUGUAAAUACAUAAAAGUGAUAUAUAUUUACUACCUUAAAACGCUUGUUAAUAUAAUUUUUUCUAUUGCUCUCACCAUUAAUUGUACCAUUAUCUAUUAUUUCUUCUGUAGAGUCGAGCAAUCACUUAUAUAUUCGAAUAAAAUCUGUAGGUUUGAUAAGACAAAUAUUUAUACAAAGAAUAUAUGCCAUAUUUUACAUGAUCUAGUUUCUUCAGAUUGUUUCGCAUCAUAAUAUUCUUAAUCUUCUAUCAAAUAGCUGUCAAGGAUAUUCGUACUAUCUAUAAUACGAAUUGAAUGUUUUCAUUCAAAAAACAACUCGUAUUUCAAGAAAUUUUCUUCUGUGAUAAAUAAGUUAUUUAUCUAUUUGUGAUCUAUUCGGAAGGGGAAUAUGUGGGAGAAAUUGAACAAGAACUCAUCUGAUAGAAGAUUACAAUUAGAAUAAUUAUGACCCCGAUCACCCAUAUACUAUAGUUGUGUGUCACUUAGAGCUCUAUAUUAAAAUGAAUUAAAACAUCACGGAACUUGUGAAAGACGUGAUUUAAAUGUUCAUUCAGUAUUUAGAGUAUUUUGUAUGAUUGCAGUAUAAUGUAUGCCUACAUAAAUAUCUGGUCAGUUAGCAUAUAAGGCUCAGGCUAUUCUGAUCCAUUACAGCAGAAGUGUUUCGCUUCUGAAUAUCUUUUUGAACUCUGUUUAAUCCAGUAGUUUGUUCCCUAGACAUUAAUGUAUUCUUGAAAUAAGUUAUAUAAGUUUUCGAGUUAAAAGUGAAGCCAUUUUGAACAAUAACUUUGCAUGUGACAAUAACACUGUAUCGCAUAUCAUUUAAUUGCUGGAAAUCCUCAUACUAUUAAGUGUAAAUGUAUUAACUUUCUUAAUCGAUGAGAAAUCUCGAUCCGAUUGGGCCUGUACAUAUGAAUUGGAUUGACCUACAUCCAAUAAAUUGUUCACUAUGGCAUACAGCAGAUUUUAUUCUUUCAAGGCCACAGAAACUGGCAGUGUGUAUUUUGUACUUAACAUUAUUUAUUUAUUUAUCACACUUAGUCCUUUGUCCUCACAAUUGCAGAUCUGGUCAACCAAUUCCAACUCUUUCAUUCAUAAGCCUAGUUUCAAUACUCAGUUCUUGGAUCCGUCCUCUCUUUUUUAUAAAGCAUUUUCUGUAUAAUUUGCAGAUCUGCAAGUACUUUAGUUUAAUAAAUGAAAACUCGUAGUUGACCUUCAACAGAGAGUUGAACUGAAUGAAUCUCUAAUGAAAGAAGAAAUAUUAUACUAAAAGGUGUUCAUUGUAUAAUUAUAAAUUGUAAUACCUUCACACAUUUUUCAAAACAUUCAGAUCAUUGAGGCGAUAUAUUUCGGAAUCUUUGUUGGAGAUAGACUAUAAUUACUCGUGUCACCGCAGUAUUAUCGAUUUUACCAUUUUUGACUAAUAAAAUAAGUUCAUUUAACUGAGUGUAUUGUACUACAUUGAAUGUAUUUAGAUGUUCAAGAAAAUAUAUCAUUUAUGUCAAGUAUCCAACUUAGAUUUAGUAGCACUACCGUAUGCAUAAAACGAAUUAUCUUCUACUGUCUUAUAGAUCUGUGAAAAUCCCGCAUGAGGGAUAGAUCAAACUACAAUGAAGAAAAUUUCUUUCUUUUCCGUAUACAGAGCCAGUAAGACAAGAUUAGCAUUUAAUGGUGAAAAAAGUUUCUGUUGCCUGAUUUAUGUAUUCAGCAAACAUGUAUGGGCAGUAUUCCUUGUCGUAUGUUAAAAUGUCUCCCAUUCCUUUGUAAUAGAUCAAUAAACAUAUUUCUUAAUGAA
Messenger RNA from Harmonia axyridis, 3488 nucleotides. Its product is annotated as ephrin-A4-like. Gene Ontology annotation, biological process: axon guidance; ephrin receptor signaling pathway. The record is from RefSeq and is a predicted model, not a curated record. Gene Ontology annotation, molecular function: ephrin receptor binding. Gene Ontology annotation, cellular component: plasma membrane. The coding region runs from base 334 to 1188 and encodes 284 amino acids. The transcript has 4 exons. Lineage: Eukaryota; Metazoa; Arthropoda; Insecta; Coleoptera; Coccinellidae.